This is a messenger RNA of Molossus molossus (Pallas's mastiff bat), 3433 nucleotides long. RefSeq names its product semaphorin 3C (gene SEMA3C). The record is from RefSeq and is a predicted model, not a curated record. Gene Ontology annotation, biological process: axon guidance; negative regulation of axon extension involved in axon guidance; positive regulation of cell migration. Gene Ontology annotation, molecular function: chemorepellent activity; semaphorin receptor binding. Bases 291 to 2546 code for a protein of 751 amino acids. The transcript is spliced from 18 exons. NCBI's taxonomy places the organism in Eukaryota, Metazoa, Chordata, Mammalia, Chiroptera, Molossidae.
CUCUCGCCCCCCACGCCCGGCCAGUUUCCAUUCACUCCGAGGCGCUUGAUUGAGCGUCGCGGAGAAGGGCUCCGGGUGCCACGGCGCUGCAAGGCGGAGGAUUCCUUUACAAAGAAACUCCGAGGACCGGGAAGAAGGAAUUUCACCGCUGGGACGCUCUAGAAAUUAAGGUCUUCUGGGAAAGGGCUAGAGACGCACGCGGAGCCAAAGCGGUAGCAAAUUGAUUUUUCCGUGCUGAUCUCUCCCCACCUCGGUAUUUCCCUUGGAUAUUAACUUGAAAAUCUGAAGAAAUGGCAUUCCAGGCAAUAUGCAUGUUGGCCGGAGUAUUUGUUUGUUCUAUCAGUGUAAAAGGAUCUCCUCAGCCCCAAGCAAGAGUUUUUUUAACAUUUGAUGAGCUCCGAGAAACCAAGACCUCGGAAUACUUCAGCCUGUCUCACCACCCUUUAGACUAUAGGAUAUUAUUGAUGGAUGAAGAUCAGGACCGGAUAUAUGUGGGCAGCAAAGAUCACAUUCUUUCUUUGAAUAUUAACAAUAUAAGUCAAGAAGCUUUGAGUGUUUUCUGGCCAGCUUCUACAAUCAAAGUUGAAGAGUGCAAAAUGGCUGGCAAAGAUCCCACACAUGGCUGUGGGAACUUUGUUCGUGUCAUUCAAGCUUUCAACCGCACUCACCUGUACGUCUGUGGGAGUGGUGCGUUCAGCCCAGUCUGUACUUAUUUGAACAGAGGGAGAAGGUCAGAGGACCAAGUUUUCAUCAUUGACUCCAAGUGUGAAUCUGGAAAAGGACGCUGCUCUUUCAACCCCAAUGUGAACACAGUAUCUGUGAUGAUCAAUGAGGAACUUUUCUCUGGAAUGUAUAUAGAUUUCAUGGGGACAGAUGCUGCUAUUUUUCGAAGUUUAACUAAGAGGAAUGCAGUCAGAACUGAUCAACACAAUUCCAAAUGGCUAAGUGAACCGAUGUUUGUGGAUGCACAUGUCAUCCCAGAUGGAACUGAUCCAAAUGAUGCUAAGAUUUACUUCUUCUUCAAAGAGAAACUGACUGACAAUAGCAGAAGCACAAAGCAGAUUCAUUCCAUGAUUGCUAGAAUAUGUCCUAAUGACACGGGUGGACUGCGGAGCCUUGUCAACAAGUGGACCACCUUCUUAAAGGCGAGGCUGGUGUGCUCCGUCACGGAUGAAGAUGGCCCAGAAACACACUUCGACGAAUUAGAGGAUGUGUUUCUGCUUGAAAGUGAUAACCCAAGAACAACACUAGUGUAUGGCAUUUUUACAACAUCAAGCUCAGUUUUUAAAGGAUCAGCAGUGUGUGUGUAUCAUUUAUCUGAUAUACAGACUGUGUUUAAUGGUCCUUUUGCCCACAAAGAGGGGCCCAAUCAUCAGCUGAUUUCCUAUCAGGGUAGAAUUCCAUAUCCUCGGCCUGGAACUUGCCCAGGAGGAGCAUUUACACCCAAUAUGAGAACCACCAAGGAGUUCCCAGACGACGUGGUCACUUUUAUUCGGAACCAUCCUCUCAUGUACAAUUCCAUCUACCCAAUCCACAAAAGGCCUUUGAUCGUGCGGAUAGGCACUGACUACAAGUACACCAAGAUAGCUGUGGAUCGAGUGAAUGCUGCUGAUGGCAGAUACCAUGUCCUGUUUCUUGGAACAGAUCGGGGCACCGUGCAGAAGGUGGUGGUUCUUCCCACAAACAGCUCUGCGGGCGGUGAGCUCAUUCUGGAGGAGCUGGAAGUCUUUAAGAAUCAUGUUCCGAUAACAACAAUGAAAAUUUCAUCCAAAAAGCAACAGUUGUAUGUGAGCUCCAAUGAAGGGGUGUCCCAAGUGUCUCUGCAUCGCUGCCACAUCUACGGCACAGCCUGCGCCGACUGCUGCCUGGCCAGGGACCCUUACUGUGCCUGGGACGGCCAUUCCUGCUCUCGGUUCUACCCCACCGGGAAGCGGAGGAGCCGAAGACAAGAUGUGAGACAUGGCAAUCCAUUGACCCAAUGCAGAGGAUUUAAUCUGAAAGCAUAUAGAAAUGCAGCUGAAAUUGUUCAGUAUGGAGUAAAAAAUAACACCACUUUCCUUGAGUGUGUCCCCAAGUCUCCACAGGCAUCUGUCAAGUGGUUGCUGCAGAAAGACAAAGACAGGAGGAAAGAGGUCAAGCUAAAUGAACGCAUCAUAGCCACUUCACAAGGGCUCCUAAUCCGCUCCAUUCAGGAUUCUGACCAAGGACUGUAUCACUGCAUUGCAACAGAAAACAGCUUCAAGCAGACCAUAGCCAAGAUCAACUUUAAAGUUUUGGAUUCUGAAAUGGUAGCUGUUGUAACAGACAAAUGGUCCCCAUGGACCUGGGCCAGCUCUGUGAGGGCUUUACCCUUCCACCCAAAGGACAUCCUGGGGGCAUUCAGCCACUCAGAAAUGCAGAUGAUUAAUCAAUACUGCAAAGACACCCGGCAGCAACAUCAACAUGGAGAAGAACCCCAGAAGAUGAGAGGGGACUAUGGCAAGUUAAAGGCUCUCAUCAAUAGCCGGAAAAGUAGAAACAGGAGGAAUUGGUUGCCAGAGUCAUAAUGUUUUCUUACAUGGGGCUCAUGCUUUCUGUGGUCUUCAAUGGUCUGUCUGUCUUCAGUGAUCAAAUUCUGAACAAAGAAUCUUAUUUUUACCCAUGGGAAGUCCCCAAGAAAGGUGAUUACACACUCCUAAAACGAAUGUUACAUGAACUGAAAUGAGCAUGCAUCUACGUGUAUGAUAUUGACUAGCACUAGACAUGUCAUGGUCCUCAUGGUGCAUAUAAAUAUUUAAAUUAACCUAGAUUUUAUUUAUGUUCUUAUUUACCUUUUAUUCAAAUCCAUGUGUUGGUUAUAAAACUAGAAUUCUUAUAUCCCUUGAUUGAACGAGGGCCAUAACCCUGUGAUCUUGUUUCCUUGCUUUAAAGCUUUCUAACUGUCACUGAUUUCAUAUAUGAAAACAAAUACCAAGUCCACAACUUUUACUUGGUAAAAGUUAUAUAAAUGCAUGUGACAGAGUAGCUGUCAAAUAAAUGUAUAGCAGAAAGAAAAGACAAGGGAGAGAGCAUCUAAGAGUUACCUAAAACAAAAGUGGAUCAUGAAGAAAAAAAGAAGAGUUGAUAUGCUUCUAGUAAAAUAUGUUGUUGGCUACUUUUAAUUUUGUAAAAAUUGUCAGUUGCUGACAUUGUUUCAGGAAGAUAAAAUGAAUGACUUUCACAAUAAAUGUCUUUGAUUGGAGUUAUGUCAGUGAAGCAUUUAAGUUUAUUCUUAUGUUAUCAUCUUCCAAACAAAAGCACUUUUUUUGGAAGUCAUUUAAGUUAUUCUAGACUCAUAUUGUUUAAUAAAUUAUUGAGUUCAUUCUAAUUUUUUAGUCUGUGUGGCAAAUUAAACAAUAUAAGAAUAAAAUUUUAAAAACAUAUUGAACUUGUAUAUGAGGGGUAAAACCAUCAA